Molecule: messenger RNA, 2823 nt
Organism: Diplodia corticola
Lineage: Eukaryota; Fungi; Ascomycota; Dothideomycetes; Botryosphaeriales; Botryosphaeriaceae
Exons: 3
Coding region: 1-2823 (940 amino acids)
Biological process (GO): protein folding in endoplasmic reticulum
Cellular component (GO): EMC complex
Molecular function (GO): protein binding
Source: RefSeq, a predicted model, not a curated record
AUGCUGCUCCCCCGGCUGCUGGCAUUGGCCGCCUCCCUGGUCCCUGCGACCCUUGCCGUCUUCGCCGACGACGCAUACCAUGUCGACUACCACUUCGCCCUGCUCGGCCAGCCCCAGCAACAGGCCACCUUCUUCCAUCAGCCGCGCGCCGACACGAAAGCCUCGCUGCUCUACACCCUGUCAGACAAGCUCGUCCUUGGCGCCGUGAACCCGAAAGAUGGCUCCGCCGUGUGGCGACAGCCGCUGUCGUCCAGCUCGAGCUCCGUUGAUGGCUUCCUGAGAGCGGGCGAGAACCAGGACAUCGUCGUCAGCGCCGUGGAAGGCCAGGUUUCCGCUUGGGACGCCGCAGACGGAAAGCUCGUCUGGAGCAGCGUCUUCAAUGAUUCCCCCGUGAAGGAUCUCGAGGUCCUAGAGCUCGCCGAUGCUUCGGCGGCCGCGAGCGGCGUGAAGGACGUCAUUGUCCUGUUCGGCGGCAGCAGCUCGACUGUCAGGAGAUUAGACGGCCAGACCGGUGCAGUCAAGUGGGAGCUGGACGACAACAGCGGCGACGUCCCGUUCCAGAUUUCGACUUCUGCCACGGCAAUCUACUCCAUCUCGUUGCACUCGACCAUGCUCGGUGGCCUGAAACUCAAGGUCACCUCCAUCAACCCCCUGACCGGCCAGAAGCUUGACCAGUACACACUCUCGUCUGAGAGCGAUAUCGCGACCACGGACGACAUCCUGUUCGUUGGCGCCAACACCGCCUCGCCGCUGCUCGCUUGGACAGAUAAGACAUUCAAGUCGCUGAAGGUGAACAUCAUCGGAAGCAAGAGCAUCUCUACAUUCAACGUUGAGAACAGCAGUGGGGAGGAUAUCCAGAAGGUUGUCCUCCACGCACCCCACAGCAUCAAUUCCCUGCCGCAUUUCCUGGUUCAUUAUCAGACUGCGGCCAGCCAUUGGGCGGAAGUAUAUCAUGCGGAUUACAAAGCUGGCUCCAUUUCCAAGGCUUACGACCUACCGAAACUGGCUGGCAAGGGAGCGUUCGCGACAAGCACCACAGAUGCAAAUGUUUACUUCACCAGGAUUACGCCCGAGGAAGUGUUCGUAUUGUCGUCCGCCUCCCAUGGAAUUCUUGGGCGCUGGCCUGUCAAGACCCCCAUUAUUGAUGACGCCGUCUACCCUAUCCAUGCCGUUUCCGAGGUGGCCGUUCGCGAUGGCGGCGCAUCGGCCGUGAGGUCCGCUGUGUACCUAUCCAAUGGAAGCUGGGAUCUUUUCCGCAAUGGAGAUUCGACGUGGUCAAGGCCGGAGGUCCUAGCAGGUGCUCUUGGGGCAGUUUGGGUCGACCUCCCGAGUGAGGAAUCCCUGGCCCAGGAACUGGAAAUUGAAACACACCAGAAUGUGCUAGCUGCCUACGUGCACAGGGUAAAAAGACAUCUCAAGGAUUUGGAGCAUCUCCCGGCUUUCCUGCAAACGCUCCCAAAUCGGUUCCUGGCCGAAAGUGCGGAAUCUGAUGUCUUCGAGAAGGCGAGGCGAGACGUUUUUGGACUAAACAAGCCUGUCGUUGUCGCAACCGAAAGCGGCCGUUUUGUGGCUGUCAGCGGAGGUGCAAUCGCCUGGAAUCACGAUAUUUUGGAGCUCCCGUCUGGAGGCAAGGUCGAGGAAGUGGAGCUCAGCGUCAACGCCAAGGGACAGAUUGCCGCCGUUUUCCCGCAGCUCAGUCGACACGUGCUCCUCAACGCAACCUCGGGCCAUCUCAUUCGCAGUGUCCCGUUGCACUUGGCGCUUGAGCUGGACGCUGACGAUACGGUUGACACCGCGGAAAAGUCCGAGGUCUCAUACAAGAUUUCGGAAGGCGAGAUCAAGGGCUUCUGGUCGGGCUCUGAUUUGGCGUGGAGGUUUGCGCCUACAGCUGGAGAGCGCAUCAUCAACGUCACUCCCAGGCCUGCGAAUGAUCCGGUUGCUUCCAUUGGCAAGGUUCUUGGAGAUCGCCGUGUCCUUUACAAGUACCUUAACCCGAACUUGGCCUUAGUGACUGCAGUAGCUGAGCCUGCCGGUGUCUUGUCCGUCUACCUGCUGGACGGCGUAUCCGGCGCUAUCCUGUGGCAGGCGUCUCACGACGGCGUCGACAUCAGCCAGACUAUUGCCAGCGCGUUGUCCGAGAACUGGCUGACGUACUCGUUCACUCUCGGGUCCCUGGAGACACCUUCAAAGGGCCACCAAUUGGUUGUUGCUGAGUUCUUCGAGUCCACGCUGCCUAACGACCGCGGUCCUUUUGGCGCCGCCGCGAACUAUUCCGCAAUUCGGCCCUUCGCCGGGGUGGUCGGCGAAUCCGCCAAGCCGCACGUCCUCUCGCAGACCUAUCACAUUCCGGAGUCCAUCUCCCACAUGGCAGUGACACAGACGGCGCAGGGAAUUACGUCUAAAUGGCUCCUAGUCACCCUUCCAGAAUCGAAUUCGAUCGUUGGAAUCCCCCGUCAAAUCCUGGAUCCACGCCGCCCCGUUGGCCGCGAUCCAACUCCCGAAGAGGCAGCCGAGGGUCUGAUUCGCUAUUCGCCCACCAUAGAGUUCAACCCAAUCCAAUACCUGAACCACAAGAGGGAGGUUCUUGGGGUGAAGGAAGUCAUCACCAGCCCUGCGGUUUUGGAGAGCACCAGCUUGGUUUUCGGAUAUGGACUAGACGUGUUCGGGACGAGGGUGUCGCCUAGUUUUGCAUUUGAUAUUCUGGGCAAGGGGUUCAAUCGCGUGCAGCUACUGACGACGGUUGCGGCGCUCUUUGUGGGCGUGCUUUUCGUGGCGCCUCUGGUGCGCCGGAAACAGAUCAACGCCAGGUGGCAGAUAACGUAA